AUGGAAAUUGAAGUUCCUGGGAUGUGUGUGAUCUUAAGUGAUCAGGUUUGCCAUGGAACUGAUUCAGAAAAGAAAGAUGCUGCUGUUGAGAUCUUGAAUGAGAUGAAAGAUGUGAUAGAAUUAUCCAAGAAAACACGGCUUGAUCUCUCCGCUGCUGCUGAACCUGUGAUACCGUUUGACAAACAUGCAGCUAGAGCUCCUGAGCAUAAGCGUGCUGAGAAAGUUCUGUCUGAAGAGAAGAGUCUAGGUCCUACGACAAGCCUGGCGGGAAAUUUUGUGCACAGUACAGGUGGAGGUGUACCACUCAAGCCUGAUAACUCAGACACCGCAGCACAUGGGUUACCAGUGAAGACUAAAAACUGGGCCGGACCAAGGGAUUCGGGGAAUUUGAGACUGAUACGACGGGAUCCUGGUGAUAAUGCGGGGCUACGAGUACGAGACCAAUGUAAGUUCUACAUUGUUCACUUCAUUCGGUUUAAUUUCGACCAAGGUUACCACCGGGAAGUGGAAGAUGAGUACGGAGAUGAGUACUAUGAUCAAGAUGAGUAUUUGGAGGAGGGUUCAGGUGCUGGGGAUGAAGUGUUCUUCAAUGUGUUUCUUUUCCCUGCUAGAUUUGGCUCUUUCUUCGGGCCAUCCAAGCCGGUGAUUUCUCGUCGAGUGAUUGAAGAAAGAAAAUCAUUGAAAGAACUGCAUAGCACAAUUGCAAGGGAGCCAAGGCCUUCUGGAGUACAUAAGGAUAUUCCAUCGUCCUCUAAAGUGCAAAGUAAAGGAAAUGGACAUCAGCAUAAACAGAAGAUUGUUAAUCAGGUAAAGAGGAAGGUUGAGGCACUUAAGGAUAACCGAGAUUAUUCAUUUCUACUCUCGGAUGAUGCUGACCUUUCACCCUCUCCAAAGGAGAAACCUGCUGCUAGAUCUUCCUUGACUCAAAGGGCUGAUCGCGAGGUGAUGCAAUCAACAGUAAAGAGCAAGGCACCAACAAGUCAACCUGCACGUUUGUCAAAUGGAUAUGGACCUAAGAACACAAUGUCAACUCAAAGGCAUGCCGAAGGUAGGGUAGAUUCCAUGAGAAAGGAGGCUUUCUUGAAUAGAGAAAGGGUUGUUUCACGUGACAGUGAGAGGACGCAUUGUAUUGCAAGAAAUGGAUCCAACCAGGCAAGCACUAGCAAAACCACAAUCCAAAAGCUUCCAAGCAGGGGUCCUAUUGUUAAUAAGCAACCUUCCAAGGAUUUGAAUGAUGCAACUCUGUGGAAGAGCAGUGUAACCUCGAAGAACCAUCUCUCAGAGAUUGACAGACCAAAAUCCUCGCAAAGUCAGAGGAUGCAGUCAGCUGGUCAGAGACCACAGCAUUCUUCCCACGGUCAGAGGCCACAUCAAUCCAUGCAGCAUAGGCCGCAGCAGUCAUUGCAGAGUCCGAGGCCACAGCAAAUGACACAGGGUCAGAAACCACAACAGUCUUUGCAGAGUCAACGGGCUCGACAGUCCUUGCAGAAUCAAAGACCACAGCAGUCCUCACAUAUUCAGAAACCGCAAUCCUCACAAACACACAGACCACAGUCACUAAGUAACAGGUCCCAGCCAUCACAAGGACAAAGGCCUCUUUCUUCGAAGGGUCAAUAUUCGGAGCAAAGAAGAGUACAGGCAAAUAAUAGAGUCAAACAAGCUGAAAGGCAGAUUCGGCCUCCCUCGAAGUCCAUGCCAUCUCGGCCAGUCUCUUCCAAUGGAAUUUGUGAUGAUCAUGCAAAGAGAAAGCAAGUGGCAAAAAGAAGAUUUGAUGAAGAUGAAGAUGAGGAAGACCCCUUUGCAAUGAUCAGAAAUAUGUUCGGGUAUGAUCCUAGUAGAUAUGCAGGCAGAGAUGAGGAUGUCAGUGACAUGGAAGCUGAUUUUGCUACUAUAGAAAUGGAAGAGAAAAGAAGCGCGAGGAUUGCUAGGCAGGAGGAUGAAGAACAACUUCGCUUGAUUGAGGAAGAAGAGAGACGCGGGCAGGAGAGGAAGAGGCGAAAGAUGGCACGAGGCCGAUAG
Miscanthus lutarioriparius is the source of this 2019-nucleotide messenger RNA. NCBI's taxonomy places the organism in Eukaryota, Viridiplantae, Streptophyta, Magnoliopsida, Poales, Poaceae. The record is from the annotation of a GenBank genome assembly.